Molecule: messenger RNA, 3014 nt
Organism: Babesia bovis T2Bo
Lineage: Eukaryota; Apicomplexa; Aconoidasida; Piroplasmida; Babesiidae
Product: 6-cysteine (H)
Exons: 1
Coding region: 51-2960 (969 amino acids)
Source: RefSeq, a predicted model, not a curated record
AAGUGAGAUAAAGAGGUUAGUAAUAUCCCAAAAUAAUUAAUCAGGAAACCAUGAGACUAAUGAUUUCCUUUUCUCUAGUUGCAGCACUGCUGGCUGUGAAUGUUACGGGUAUAGAUAUCCUCUGUGACUUUAGCAGUGAGGCGCCACUGGAGGAAAACGCUGUGCUUAUGUGCGUAGCCCAAUCUUCUACUGAUAGAUCAAUAUAUGCCAUAUGUCCUUUAAAUGUAAAUGGAGUACCAUAUGGUUGGCAUCCCAUAUCCGGGAAUUAUGAAAAUGGAGAUGGUGUAUAUGUUAGCGGAACGAGCCAUUUGGAAGAGUCCUCAUUAUCGAGAAUGUUAGUUAGUGAAUAUAAAAAUAAAUUAUGGCACUUCGAAGUUCAUGGUAGCAAUGUGAUUCUAUAUAUAAAUGUGCCAGAAGAUGAACAUUUUGUGAUGAAAGACAAUAGGUUGCUUUUCAUAUGUGCGCCGUCCACUUUUAAGCUAACAUCCUCGCUAAAUUACCACUUGACUAGAAAAAUCGAUAUAACCAAAUCUAUACGUAUUCCUUGGAGAGAUGGGUCUGGUUUAACAGAAGCUUUGAAACCAUUUGGUAAAGGAAUUGGAAUGUUAUACCUGCGACGAAGCAAUUUUCAACAACCCCUUCAAGGUUGUGGUAGUAGGUCAUCUAGUUUAUUUUUAGAUAAACAGUUGGUCGAUGUAGAUGCUGAUACUGGAGUGCGUUCAUGUGAAGUUGACCCAAUGUCAAGUACACCUAUUGGUUUCCUCUGCGAGGGUCGCAUGGAGCCUCCAGAGUGUAUGAAAUACCUUAUCGAUACUAACGGGAAAAUACGUCCUAACCGAACGGAGCGAUGGACUCUGAUGAAUCGUUCUACAUUAGUGGUUGCGCAGCCACUUACUUAUUUGGCAACAUCAUUGUUUGAGGGACAUUGUUUGUGCAUUGACCCACUAACUGAUAGGGUCCUUGCCAAGAUUGUGGUCAAGCCUCGGUACGAAUAUGUUUGCGACAUCAAUAACAUGUUGAUGAAGAAUCGGGUGCAGCCAAUCCAUAGCUUUUGGUGUUCCGUUACACUUCACCCUGGCAGUACGUUGACCAUUCGCUUUCCUCCUGACCCGAACAUUAUUCUCAGUGACACCACUAAUACUUCUACGCUACAGGCUGUAUAUCCAUAUGAAACACAGUUUAAACCUAGUACGUUGGAGCAUGUUAGUUUUUUAACCGGUAGAAAGUGGUUUAACAGUCUCCGAAUGGUGGAUUAUAACACCAAGCUUUCUGGCGACGCAUUAUCGAUGGACACUUCUAGUGCGCAUAAAGGUGUGAUAAAGAUCAAGUAUCAUAGAGAUAAACCUUUAGCUAUGAUAGGGGAAUAUGAACCUUUGUGUUUUUACUGGCAGUUGUUACCACACCGAAAUAACGUAUUUGGCAAAAUAAUAACUCCUAUUAAGGUUGCACUUGCUGUGACUCAUCCUUAUGAUAUAAAAGGUUGCGACAGCCAUCAGACCCCAAUAUUCGAUCCCAGUCUAGUUGCUAAAGAUUGCGUAUGGAAGAAGUAUGAGUACAUUAAUGGGUUUCUACAUAAGUGUGUUCUGGAAAAUGCAUAUGGAGCCAUCAAAGCCGGUAUAUUUUGCAAAGAUGGUGAAUCACUGAUGCCGAAUAAUUGUUUAGAGAAUCUUUAUGAUUAUUCACUCGGCAAAACAACUAGAUUACCACAAUCUGUUAAGAGUCUAACAUACGCUAAGGUCAGCGGUAUGAGAAUAUUACAGCUCAGUUACAACAACACUAGACCGUUGAGUGUGGGUUGUAGCUGUGUAGAUUCCCAGGGAUAUGAUAGAUCUCAAUUAAUUCUGCAAUCUAACGUUCAGCAUAUGUUAGUAUUGCCUAUUAUUCCCAUUCCUGAGUUGAAUGGAGAUAUGACAAUGAAGUUAUACAAUUUAGGAAAGUUGACUAUUAGUGAUGCUAGAUCGCCUGGUGGUUCACACAACAUAGAUAUCAUUGGGCAAUAUGAAAAAAUUGUAGUUGCGCGAGGCACCUCCUACUCAUUAGAAUGUAGAUACAGUUACCAAAACAGUAGUCAUUUGCAACAAAUCAUAGAUUCGGAAGAAAUACCUGAUGAAUUAAAAACCUCAUGGAUACCGAAAAAAUCUGAGUCAACAUAUCUAUACAAAUAUAUCACAACGUCGGCAGAUAGAUUGAUAAAAAGAAAUUAUAAAGAUGUAAUCACGGGCAGCAGCAAAGUUAUAAGCGUAACUCACAAGCAGAGCAAUGAUUCGCCAGCGCUAUUAACAUUUAGCUACCGUUCUAGCGGCAUAUUGAUAUCUAAAGACCCCAACAAUGCGAAUUCACUAUCUUUCCAUUAUUUAUGUGGCCUCCGACCAGAUGUGGGAUAUGGAUUGGUAGAUAGGAUAUCAGAGGUUGACAGGGAGCGGCUAAACAUAACUGACCUCCGUUAUCCUAGUGGUACAUACAAACUGUUAGAGAUGGUCGUAGUCACAACUGAUCCAUAUGUCCAUGGAUGUGGUGUCACAUUCACUGGUGAAGAAAUAUUCAAACCAGAUACCGUGCAUAUCACUGAUGCAAAUGACGGUUCAUCUGGGUGUCAGGUGGACCUCAGUGAACAUCGAGAGUGUGGUUUUUACUGCCCGCCUCCCUACGUCAUUGACCCUCCAUUAUGUUUCCAGGAGGUAUUAGUAGAUGGAGUUGUGACUCAGCUCAGUGACAUUAGCGACUCCAUGGUAUACCACAAGUCAACUCACUUUUCUUUGUUAAGUCUACAUCAUUCCCACAAGCAAUCCAACCAAGAGCCAAAGAUGUCUCCUCCUUUGCAAUGUCGUUGCCUUUCUAUAACCGGUGAAGUUAUUUCUACGAUCAACAUAGUGAACUACUACUCAAAUGAUUCGUUCAAAAGACCCAAGGGUCUUAUGCGAGUCUAUCGUCAUAUACUAGACGAGUUGUUUGGGCAAUAACCCAACCAUGAAGGUGACCCAAUUCGUGCAACAAUUGUGACACCUAGUCAAACC